Messenger RNA from Zingiber officinale, 2028 nucleotides. RefSeq lists its product as uncharacterized. Gene Ontology annotation, molecular function: protein dimerization activity. NCBI's taxonomy places the organism in Eukaryota, Viridiplantae, Streptophyta, Magnoliopsida, Zingiberales, Zingiberaceae. The record is from RefSeq and is a predicted model, not a curated record. The transcript has 3 exons. The coding region runs from base 1 to 2028 and encodes 675 amino acids.
AUGGCCAAAGAGGAAAUUGCUGAAUUUGAGUCUGAACUCGAGGUGGCAACAGUCAAGGGGGAGGAUCCUAUCAUGAAUUUGAGAGAGGGAGAUGUGAAUGAGAUUGAAGGCAAUGAAAGUGGUGAUGACUUAGACUUUAAAAAUGAUUAUUCUGAAAGUGAUGAUGAUGCUAUUAAUGAAGUGAAUGAAGAACCAAGUUCAUCAAUUCCACUUGACAUUUUUUAUCCUAAAAAUUGGGAGAACUUAGAUCUCAAGUGGAAGGAUCAAUUAGUGGAAAAGGGUCCUAUAAGAGAUGUAUUAACAGGGAAAGGUCCCAAAGACAGAUCAAAUAGACGAUUCUCUUCAGAUUUCUAUACUCGAAUUUUGCCAAAUGGUCAAAAACACCAUAGAGAUUGGUUGGUCUAUUCAAAAGCACUUGAUAAAGCAUUUUAUUUUUGUUGCAAGUUGUUCAAAAGGGGGCCUCAACCAAGUCAACUAGCAAAUGAGAGAUACUGCGAUUGGGGACAUCUUAGUAGCAGACUUAAGGAACAUGAGACAAGUAUUGAGCAUAUCAAUUAUUAUGCCAGUUGGUCUGAGUUGCGUAUCAGGUUAAUGAAGGGUACAACAAUUGAUCAUGCUAUUCAAGAUCAAAUCAAGAAGGCAAAAGAGCAUUGGAGGAAGGUAUUACACCGAUUAAUUUCACUUGUGGAAUUUUUGGCUAAACAAAAUAUAGCAUUUCGUGGUAGUAAUGAGAAACUUUAUGAUGAUAACAAUGGAAAUUUUAUGACUGCUGUUGAGAUGAUUGCUGAGUGGGACUCAGUGAUGAAGGAGCAUAUUGAAAGAAAUACACAUCAUCAUUAUCUUAGCCACAAAAUUCAGAAUGAAUUGAUAUGCUUGUUAGCUUCUCAAAUAAAGAGUUCUAUUCUUGAAAACAUUAAAAAAGCUAAGUUCUUUUCUGUAAUAUUUGAUUGCACUCCUGAUGUUAGAAACCAAGAGCAAAUGACUUUGGUUAUAAGAUGUGUUGAUGUUUCUAUAAGCCCAAUGAAAGUAGAAGAAUACUUUUUGGGAUUUUUAAAAGUGGAUGAUACAACAGGACAAGGGUUGUUUGAAGAACUGCAAAAUGUAUUGAAAAGUUUUGAUCUUGAUAUUGAUAAUGUGAGAGGGCAGGGAUAUGAUAAUGGGGCAAAUAUGAAAGGGAGUGGGUAUGAUAUAUUGGGUAAAGUUAAUAUUGUUAGAAAAAGCUUACAAUCUGAAAACAUGCUUAUUGACGUUGCAAUGACCAAGAUUAAGGGGUUAAUUGCUUCUUUUGAAGAGUAUAGAGAAUCUGGAUUUGGACAAGCUAUCAAUACAGCAAAAGAACUUGCUUCAACAAUGGAGAUUAAUCCUGUUUUUCCUGAAAAAAGACAAAUAUAUAGAAAAAGACAUUUUGAUGAGGUUACAUGUGAGUCUUCGAAACUACCUCAAGAAUCUGCCGAGGAAGCUUUUAGAAUUCAUUAUUUCUUGUUCAUAGUAGAUCAAACAAUUGGGUCAUUGAAGAAAAGGUUUGAGCAAUAUGAGGAAUAUGAAAAUCUUUUUGGAUUUCUUUUCAUAGCUGAAAAGUUGAGUUCAUUGAUUGAUGAGGACUUGAAAGCUCGUUGCAAGAAUCUUGAAAGGAAACUACAAAGAAAAAAUGGUACAAGACAAGAUGUUUCAGAUUUGGAUGGAGAUGACUUAUAUCAAGAACUGAAAAUCAUACAACAUAUUUUACCAAAGGAAAUAAAAACAGCAAGUGAAAUACUAAUUUUUUUGCAAAGAAUGAAUUAUUUCCCGAAUUCAUUCAUUACAUACAAGAUAUUAUUAACUAUUCCGGUGACUGUCGCAUCUGCAGAAAGAAGUUUUUCUAAAUUGAAGUUGUUGAAAUCUUAUUUGAGAUCAACCAUGACCCAAACAAGAUUGAAUGCAUUAGCUAUGAUUUCGAUUGAGAGUGAGUUUUUAGAAAAUCUCAAUUAUGAAAAAUUGAUCGAUGACUUUGCAGAUAAAACUGCAAGAAGAUCAGUUUUUCAUAGUUAA